UAUAAUGUCUUGUUUUGUUUUGUUUGCGUACUCUCAGCAGACGUAUAAAUAAAAAGUUGUUAUUUGCUCUAAUUUGUAAAAUUCUCUACCUGUUUCCAAUUAAAACAUAAAGCAUAAUAUCCAUAUCCAUAAAGUUAUUGGCAACGAAAGCUUCAAUCGUACUGGCAGCCCUAUUAAUCCACGUCUAAUUGUUCAUUAGCUGCUGCGACAUUUUGUGUUCAGUCAGUGAAGUGGUGAAGUGCAAGAUUACGCGACAGAAAAUAUAAAGAAAAUUAAAUAAAUCUUAUAUUCUACGGAACCAAACAAAAUUUAACUUUUUGUACAGAUAUAAUACUAAUAAACAUUACGUGACUGCCCGAAGAAAUUGUGAAACUUGCUGGUCGCAAGCAAAUAAUUCAUACGAAAAAAAGGAAAAUACGUGUACAUCAAGAGUGCCGAAUUAUUAGUUGAUGCUCGGUUCGGUUCGAUGCGCACUCAAAUCCGAUUAAAUUAACAGUAAAAAAGUUCGUUCACCCACAACAACGCAGCAACGAAGUCCGCAGUCAUCAUUUCAACAUCCACCUCCCCACGAACGCAUCAUAGCACAACAGAAAUAAUAACGUAGAGACAACAGAUAAAUAUCACCAACGCAUUUGCCAGUUUUAGUAUUUUCACGCAAAAUUUACUCAAUCAUAGUGCGGAAAACAGAAAAUUUGUAAAGAAAAGAAAUUUUGUGGUGCUUACCUUGGCAGUGACAGCGCCGACAGAAGUGCAAGUCAGUAAAGGAAGCUCAAGUAGUAUUGGAUAAGAAGCUGCUGCCUGUUUCAUUAAUAUUAACUAAAUAAUAGAUACAUAUAUACAUAUAAAUUAAGGCCGUAAUCAAAUAGUGAAUACUAAGAAAACUACAGAACUGAGUAGAGUGAAGGCUUUAACAUGUCAUCAGCUGAGGAGCAAAAUACCAAGAUGAAUGAAUUGACGCCGGAAGAGAUACGCGCCCGAAGAUUGCGCACCUUAGCGGCCGUUAGUACGCCAAAAGUAAAUUCGCCCUGUAGCAGCAAUGCUACCAUAACAGAGAGCUGUUCAAGCUCCAGUACAAUCCCAGGGACUCCAGCAACAGCGGAUGAUGAGAAAAGUUUAGCGCCUCGCUGCCUAAAUUAUUCUGCAAAUGAGUCCCGUUUGUUACGCACCCAUCUCAAUGCUCCAGCGGAAGCUGACUCAGAAAAUAUACAGGCCACUUCCGAUCCCACUAAAAUGGAUGUUGAUGUCGAAAUGAAUUCGAUAAAUACCACACCUACUCAGCCUAUGGAUAUAGCGAAAUGCUCUUCAGUUCUAACCCCUGUCUCGUCUGCUUUCACAACUCCAACCGAUAUCCUUGUUAAGGAAGAGGCUGAUAAUAAUGGAUUAGUUAAGACUAAGGGUAAUGACAUAGAACGCAUGGAGACGACAGAGACUACAGAAACGAUCAGCGAACGUAAACAGCCUGAGCAAUCGGUAGAUGAACGCAUCGAAGCUAUGAUUUCGAAAAUUUUCAAUGCAACCUGGAAUGAACAUAGCGUCGGCUCAAUGAUAUGCCCCCGAACUGCCAGUUUUCUGGAACAUUAUCCGCAUAUGCGUUUUGAGUUUGAAACAAUCAUACAUGAUGUACUUUUGGAAUGUGUGCUGAAGAUAUAUAAAGAAGAGCACGAGACAAAAGAAGGUGCCAGCGGAACAAAAGCUGCUUCGGCUAAUACCGAUGCAGAUGUGCCGUCUGGAAGUGGCAGUACUUCAGCAGCGGCUCUAAAUGCCAAUGACAAUAAUAAAGCGACUUCUUCGACAUCUACAACCUCGUCUACAGCUACAGCAUUGACAACGGCAACUGCGAAUCCGACGUAUUCAACGCCGAAAAAGAUUAAAAGCGAUGACACAGAAGUACAAGAGAUCUUAGCAAACGCUCCGCCAGGCAGUGCUGGUGGCACACGACCAUCGAUUUUCUUUUCGGAAAACGCAAUGAGUGGCGGUGGCAGUAGCGCUCGCGACGAUGAUCAACCGACAUCAUCUCAAGCAGCAGCGAUUACGUCUACUGGCGCUAAUUUAGAUUGCGCUAGUUAUCCUGCACCAUCCUCUAUAAUUGUGCGCGGCACUGCAGCUAAGCAGGAGGUACUCUUGUAUUUAGUAAAUUGCCAUCGACAGCGCCAACAAUACUUAACGGAUAACAGCGUUAGUAGCAGUAGUGAUCCACUUGAAGUGGCAACGAGAAUUCAAAGCGUACUACAACAAGUAUAUGACGCCAUAAUGCGUACCACCAUACUUGUGCUUACAGAUCGCAUCUAUGAAAAUGUGAAUUAUAUAUUGGAUCAAUCGGCCUUGCUAGAAACGCUAUAUCAAGGUCGCGUACCCGAUGGAUUUUUGUAUGAUUUGGUGGCUACUGCAUAUAAUCAACACGAAGAUUUUCAACAAAUAUUCACUCAAGUUUUGCGCGGGCUCUUCAUUGGAAUGCAACGUAACAUUUGCACAGCCAACAUCAACACCCAACAAAUCGAUUUGUUAGCUAAAUUGGUAACCAUUAAAGUGGGUUCGGCGCGCCCGAUUUGUGAUUUGAUUGCGUCACAAGUGAAUUUCCUUCCCGAAAUAUGUACGAAGAUACCCGGCCGAGAAAUAGUGAAAUGCAGUUAUCUAGGCCCGUUUCUAUCCGUCUCGUUGUUCGCCGAGGAAAACGUGAAAUUUGCCGAGGCGCAAAGCAAGAGCAAUCUUAUUGUAUACAAUAUGUACCACUUUCGCUGGGAAAUGCAAUCAAUGCGCACUUCUAUGCAUACAGUGUUUCACUCUUUGCUAGUGAACGUAAAUAGCCGCCCUAAAACACUCGAAUACAUAAGCAAAAUAUUAAGCUAUAAUGAACGUCGUGCACAGUUCGCUUGUGAUGAAAAAUUGCUUGCGCGCGAUGGUUUUGUCAUAAAUCUAAUGAGCGUAUUGCAGCAGCUGUCGGUGAAAAUCAAAUUGGAUCGCAUCGAUCCCGCAUUUCCAUUUUAUAAAGACUCGUUGAUCUCCAUUGAGAACGAUACGAAAUUACGUUUUACCGAUACCGAAUAUAAACGGUUCAUUGAAAGUAAUUUCAGUACGGCCACUCACAAUGCCAACUUCCAGACGCAAUGUUGGUUCCUUACACUUCAAGCACAUCAUUUGGGCUUUAUGCCAGCCAUUCAACGCUACCGACAGAAGGCUCGUGCCAUUAAAGAAUUACAAAAGCUCAUUGACGAAAUCGAUCGCACCAAAUCGCAUUGGGAGAAUACACCUUACGCAAAAAGGAAUAAACAAUUCCGUGAACGUUGGCAUAAGCAAUUGAAAAAGUUGACCAGGUCGAAAAUGUGCAGUGAGCUGUGCUUGCUCGACUCCAAACUCUUGACUUCUUGCAUGUUCUUUUAUUCGACGGUUUGUGAAUAUCUACUAUAUCAGAUUGAGGGACGCGCCAUUGAGGGCCCCUUUAUAGCUAAUGUACCGGUAAAUCAAUUGACGCCAACGGAUGCAUUCUCCGCACUGCCCGAAUGGUAUGUGGACGAUAUUGCCGAAUUCAUACUAUUUGCCAUGCAACAUGCGCUCAGUGAUAUACGGCAAACAAUUGAUCAUUCGAUAAUCACAUGGUUGCUGACAUGCGUCUGUGUGCCCAAUCUCAUUAAGAAUCCUUACGCCACUGCCAAAUUAGUUGAGGUGUUAUUUGUGUUCUCACUUGGACCACAAAAUGCACUAAGUGUAGCUAUGUGGAAUCACGAAUUGGCUCAGACUGUGCUUUGUAGCGCGCUCAUGAAAUUCUACGUAGAUAUUGAAACGACUGGACAAAGCACUGAAUUCUAUGAUAAAUUUACUAUUAGAUAUCACAUAAGUCAUCUAUUUAAAUCAAUGUGGGAAAAUCCUGUGUUGCGGCAGGUUAUGAUAACCGAAUCGAAUUCAGGCAACCAAUUUGUGAAAUUCAUAAAUAUGCUAAUGAAUGACACCACAUUCCUGUUGGACGAAUGCCUGGAAAAUUUGAAACGAAUACAUCAGACACAGGUGUUGAUGAUGGACGAAAGCAUGUGGGCGCAAUUGAGCACCGAAUAUCAACAGGCUAGACUCUCCCAAUUAAAUACUGAUGAGCGGCAAUGUCGUUCGUAUUUGACACUUGCACGCGAAACCGUGGAAAUGUUUCAUUAUUUAACGAACGACAUUAAAGAGCCAUUCAUGCGCGACGAGUUAAUCGAUCGUCUCAGUUCGAUGUUAAAUUUCAAUUUACAACAAUUGUGCGGCCCCAAGUGUAAUGAUCUGAAAGUACGCAAUCCAGCCAAAUAUGGUUGGGAGCCACGUCGGCUGCUGGGCGAAAUUUUUGAUAUAUAUACACAUCUAGACUGUGAUAGGUUUGCGCAGGCAUUGGCCGCCGACGAGCGUUCAUUUCAGAAACAUCUAUUUGACGAUGCCGCCAGCCGCAUAGAACGUUUAGGUAUACGUUCUACGAUUGAAGUGGAGAAGUUCAGGUCAUUAAUUAGCAAAGCGCAUGAGGUUUACCUUGCGAAUCAGGUAGCCGAAGAUGAGUGGGCCGAUGCGCCCGACGAAUUCAAAGAUCCGCUAAUGGAUACACUAAUGACGGAUCCAGUAAAGCUGCCGUCGGGUACGAUUAUGGAUCGCUCUGUUAUAACACGGCAUUUAUUGAAUAGCAACACUGAUCCGUUCAAUCGCCAACCGCUGACCGAAGAUAUGCUCGUGCGAAAUAUUGAACUGAAGCAACGUAUCGAGGCUUGGCGGAAAGAGCGACGUUUCAAGCGACAAAAAGAACAAAAUGUUCGCGUAAAUGAUAAGAGCUGCUAAAUAGCAUUCAUGGCGUGGGACGAACGGUGACUGGCACACAAGAAGAGCCAUGACUGCAGUCUGCUUUUCACACUGCUGCUGUCACUGCUACUGCCGCCGAAGCAGCAGCUUAUUGUACGGCGUAGUUAAUGAAUCGAAUUUUAAUUAGUUGUUUUGUGUGAGUGCGUGUGUAUGAACCAAAAAAAAAAAAAAAAAAAAAAUGUCUUAAGAUAGACUUUUUUGCUUCUUUGCACCUCAGUACAAUUUGAGGUUCUCUUUUCUUUACUUUUUUUGGAAAAAUAAUACAAAUAUUCUCCUUAGUCGUUUAUGAAUUUUUUUGUAAUUAUUUAUUUUUGUACAACUUUUUUCUGUUACGAAGAAAAAAAAAAUGCAAAAUGCCGUUAAUAUUUAUAUUUUUGCUUUACUAUAAUUUUUUGUUAUUAUUGUCUUGGUAUCUGUAUUUACCACCUAGUGGAUAUGUCUAUAACGUAGUUGAAAUUCGCAAUAAUUUAAAUUUAAAUUUAUACAUACAUAUGCAAACAAAGGAGAACAAAAACGAACACACAAAAGAAAGGAAGUGUUGUGUUGGUAAGAUUUCCGCCCUCCUUCAAUAAUUCAAUAUUGUCAAUUGAUUUGAAUAUACCAACACAUGUAACCAGAACAGAAAACAAACGAAACAAAGCAGCAAAAUAUAACAAAAAAGGCGUUUAAAAAUACGAUUUUUUUAUGUAAGCAUUAGUUUCAAGCUAAGAAUGAAAAAAAAAAUUAACUUAAAAGUAAUUAAAAUAUAUGCAUAAUAUACGAUGGCCUAUAUUUGAUUUAAUACAAUUUUUACAUAUAUGAGUACAUACAUGCAUAAAAGUAUAUAUACAAUUACAUACAUUACAUAAAAAUAGAAAUGUUAAUUGUAAGCUACGUUUAGCAUUAAAUGGCGACGUCAUUACCGUCGCGCGUAAAAAUAAAAAUUAAUUUCUUGAAAAAAUGUUUAAAAUCCUAAA
Molecule: messenger RNA, 5765 nt
Organism: Anastrepha obliqua
Lineage: Eukaryota; Metazoa; Arthropoda; Insecta; Diptera; Tephritidae
Gene: Ube4B
Product: ubiquitin conjugation factor E4 B
Exons: 13
Coding region: 913-4788 (1291 amino acids)
Biological process (GO): protein polyubiquitination
Cellular component (GO): ubiquitin ligase complex; nucleus; cytoplasm
Molecular function (GO): ubiquitin-ubiquitin ligase activity
Source: RefSeq, a predicted model, not a curated record